AUGGGUGACCAGGGCUCCAUUUACUCGAUACUACAGGAUGUUCCCAUCAUGGUGUCUCCUCAUUAUCGAUUGCCCAAGCAGAUCUUUGUCUCCUCGGAAUUAGCACCUGUGCCCGAUUCAAUUGACAGCUUGGCAGCUUAUCCAUUUACAGUUGAAAAAGAGACACUUUCUAUGAUGGAGGAAGCGCAAAAGCAGCAGGAACAGGACCGAGAACGAUUGUCACAAUUACAACAAAAGUAUCGGGAGGAGCGUAUCAAGCAGCAAAAGUUAGCAGCACGUAAGAUUGCACCUGGUUUCCUCGAUACGGAGACUCGUAUUCUUAAGCCUGAACCAUUGCAUCAGCUUGGAGAAGAGAGUGAGAGUAUGCGACGUCAACAACAAGUGGAUUAUCUUCGAUUUGAACAAGCAUUGGCACCACCUGAUCCAUGGGACCAACCUGAGAAUGAUAUGAUGGCAUUACGUUCUAUCCUAGGAGCUAAUAAUCAACCCAUCACUACCACUACCACUACUACUACCAACACCAUCACACAUGCACAACAACAGCAACAUGCACCACCACCACCCCAGGUCACGAGUGCAAAUGAGCAACAAGGAUAUCCUCCAGUAAUGUGGACAGUAGCACCAGAUACCACCAACAAUGGCCAAUUUCAACAUCCACCACCACCUGCUGCUGGUCCUCGUCCUCCUCAUCAUCAUCAUACUUCCUCUCCACCUAUCGCUCCUGCAUUACCGCCAAAACCAUUCUUUGAUACAAGUGCUUGUUCAUCAGGUCAUACUUCUCCUCAAACGGUCACUUCUAUAUUACCCAAUGCGACAACGGCUAUUGCAUCAUCCUCACCUUCUGAUCCAUCCAAUUCACCAGUCAUUCCACCUCCUCUUCCACCUCCACCACCUGCUCCUCCAGCAUCAGCUACCCAUCCAGCACAUGAUAAUCUGAUUCAAGAACUCGUUAAUAUGGGAUUCUCAAGGCCACAAGCUGCCGAUGCAUUGGAAAAGAAUGAUCAUGACUUGACAAAGGCCACCAACUUUUUGUUAGAUCACGGAGGGGAUUGA
Lichtheimia ornata is the source of this 1053-nucleotide messenger RNA. RefSeq lists its product as uncharacterized. Gene Ontology annotation, molecular function: protein binding. Lineage: Eukaryota; Fungi; Mucoromycota; Mucoromycetes; Mucorales; Lichtheimiaceae. The transcript has 4 exons. The record is from RefSeq and is a predicted model, not a curated record. Bases 1 to 1053 code for a protein of 350 amino acids.